CCAUUUGGGCUGGAGGGUGAGCUGUUCGGGUGUGCACGGCUAGUUGUUGUUCCGGCCCCAGCGUCAACCAUGCCGUCGGGGAAGAUCAAGAAGUUCUUCGAGGACAAGGGCUUCGGCUUCAUCACUCCUGACGACGGUAGCGAUGACGUGUUUGUGCAUCGCAAAGUGCAUGGGGAUGGCCAAGAUCGUACCGCGUAUUUGGAAGAGGGCGAUUCCGUCACGUACGAGGUAGAGUGGGACGACCGCAAGGGCAAGUACUCAGCCUCGUCUUGCGACGGCCCCUGGAAGACAGGCGGCGGUGGUGGAGGCGGUGGUUGGGGCGGUGGCGGUGGAGGCGGCUGGGGCGGUGGAAAGGGCGGCUGGGGCGGUGGAGGCGGCUGGGGCGGUGGAAAAGGCGGUGGGAAAGGCUAUAGCGCCUGGUGA
Prorocentrum cordatum is the source of this 423-nucleotide messenger RNA. The record is from the annotation of a GenBank genome assembly. Lineage: Eukaryota; Dinophyceae; Prorocentrales; Prorocentraceae.